Messenger RNA from Oryctolagus cuniculus (rabbit), 1162 nucleotides. NCBI's taxonomy places the organism in Eukaryota, Metazoa, Chordata, Mammalia, Lagomorpha, Leporidae. The record is from RefSeq and is a predicted model, not a curated record.
AUCUGUGUAACUAGGACCCAUCUAACCAGCCUUUGCGCUCAUUGGUGUUGCUUGUGCUUUUUCUUGGUUGUUUGUUUCUGGGUCUAUUUGGUUUUUGCUUUUUUCCAUUUUGUUUAGUUUGUUGUUUUCCUCCUCGUUGUUGUUUUGCCCAUUUGGUCUUUUUUUGCAGUUUUCUUUAUUUUGCUUCCCCCACUCUAGUCAGCUAGCACACUCAGAAGUAUCAGCGUUCGAGGAUUUAGUGGCUUUUCCUCUUUGUUUUUUCUGCAUUAUUGAGAUAGGCUUGCGGCAUCGCCGCUAGAGUAGUGAGAGUAGCUGGUGCUGUGUCUUAGUCAGCUGGGUAGUCAGUCCCCCGUGGUCCCUUUGUGUUGUAGGCAGUGCAGUGAGGAUCGGUGAUUAGCUAGUGUGCGUCGAGUGAUUUAGGGAGUCGAGAGAGCGUAGUUAGGUGACCGGCAUCAUGGAAGACCCCUUGGACUUCCAUCCUCCUCUGGAUGGGAUCCGUUUUGUGGACGUAAUCGGCCGGGGCGGCUUUGGCCUGGUGAAGCUGGCCCGGCACCUGGCGUCGGGCAAGUACGUGGCAAUGAAGAUCCUCCUGCGAGACUGCUCUCCCAGCAGCCCGCUGUCCGCGCAGGGGGAGGCAGCCAUCCUGAGGAGCCUGCAGCACGACAUCGUGCGGCUGCUGGAGGAGCGGCACACGAGGACGCACCUGUUCCUGGUCAUGGAGCUGGCGACCAAGGGCUCGCUCCAGAGCUACGUGUUUGAGCAGGGCGGCCUGGCUGAGGCCGAGGCCAGGACCCUGUUCGGCCAGGCGCUGGCCGCCGUGAGCUACUGCCAUGCCCAGCGCGUGGUGCACCGGGACCUCAAGCUGGGCAACCUGCUGCUGGACGAGCACAUGACCAUCAAGCUGGCGGACUUCGGCCUGAGCCUGCGGCUGGAGCAGGGCACACUGGCCAGCCACAGCAGGAGAGGAGCCCUGCUCCCAGCACCACCCCCAACUCCUCCCAGGCCUCCAGCCAGCCACAGCAAGAGUGGAGCCCUGUUCCCAGCGCCGCCCCUGAGCCAGCCUCCGAAGCGUCGCCCUCCAGCCCCAGUGCCGGGAGCCACGUGGACCUUGCAGAGCCAGAAGCCGCUGCCCGGCCAGCAUCCCCUGAGCUUGAUGCCCUAG